This is a messenger RNA of Lagenorhynchus albirostris (white-beaked dolphin), 1965 nucleotides long. It is a transcript of the gene KLHL14, whose product is annotated as kelch like family member 14. Gene Ontology annotation, molecular function: protein binding. Lineage: Eukaryota; Metazoa; Chordata; Mammalia; Artiodactyla; Delphinidae. The coding region runs from base 1 to 1869 and encodes 622 amino acids. The transcript has 8 exons. The record is from RefSeq and is a predicted model, not a curated record.
AUGUCCAGAUCCGGGGACCGGACCUCCACCUUCGACCCCAGCCACAGCGACAACCUGCUGCACGGCCUCAAUCUGCUGUGGAGGAAGCAGCUGUUUUGCGACGUGACCCUGACGGCCCAGGGCCAGCAGUUCCACUGCCACAAGGCCGUGCUGGCCUCCUGCUCGCAGUACUUCCGAUCGCUUUUCUCCAGUCACCCCCCUCUCGGGGGAGGGGUCGGCGGCCAGGACGGUCUGGGGCCCCCCAAGGACCAGCAGCCGCCGCAGCAACAGCCGCCGCCGCCGCAGGAGGAGCCGGGGACUCCUUCCUCCUCCCCCGACGACAAGCUGCUGACCAGUCCUCGGGCCAUCAACAACCUGGUGCUGCAGGGCUGCUCGUCCAUCGGGCUGCGCCUGGUGCUCGAGUACCUCUACACGGCCAACGUGACCCUCUCCCUGGACACGGUGGAGGAGGUGCUGUCGGUCAGCAAGAUCUUGCACAUCCCCCAGGUCACCAAGCUCUGCGUGCAGUUCCUCAACGACCAGAUCUCGGUGCAGAACUACAAGCAAGUGUGCAAGAUCGCCGCACUGCACGGCCUGGAGGAGACCAAGAAGCUGGCCAACAAGUACCUGGUGGAGGAUGUGCUGCUGCUCAACUUCGAGGAGAUGCGCGCCCUGCUGGACUCGCUGCCGCCCCCCGUGGAGUCGGAGCUGGCGCUCUUCCAGAUGUCCGUGCUGUGGCUGGAGCACGACCGCGAGACCCGCAUGCAGUACGCGCCCGACCUCAUGAAGCGCCUCCGCUUCGCGCUCAUCCCGGCCCCCGAGCUGGUGGAGCGGGUCCAGUCAGUGGAUUUCAUGCGCACCGACCCGGUCUGCCAGAAGCUGCUGCUGGACGCCAUGAACUACCACCUGAUGCCCUUCAGGCAGCACUGCAGGCAGAGCCUGGCCAGCAGAAUUCGCUCUAACAAGAAAAUGCUGUUGUUGGUUGGUGGAUUGCCUCCUGGGCCAGACCGGCUCCCCAGCAAUUUGGUUCAGUACUAUGAUGAUGAAAAGAAGACGUGGAAAAUCCUCACAAUUAUGCCAUACAACAGUGCCCAUCACUGCGUUGUGGAGGUGGAAAACUUCCUGUUUGUGUUGGGCGGAGAGGACCAAUGGAACCCUAAUGGAAAACACAGUACAAAUUUUGUCAGCAGAUAUGAUCCCCGAUUUAAUAGCUGGAUACAACUUCCGCCCAUGCAAGAAAGAAGAGCCAGUUUCUAUGCAUGUCGGUUGGACAAACAUUUAUACGUUAUUGGUGGACGGAAUGAAACUGGCUACUUGUCCAGCGUGGAGUGCUAUAACCUAGAAACAAAUGAAUGGCGUUAUGUGUCCCCCUUGCCACAGCCUCUGGCAGCUCAUGCAGGAGCAGUGCACAAUGGGAAAAUAUACAUUUCAGGGGGUGUACACAAUGGAGAAUAUGUCCCAUGGCUAUAUUGCUAUGACCCCGUCAUGGACGUCUGGGCUCGAAAACAAGAUAUGAACACAAAACGGGCCAUCCACACUUUGGCUGUAAUGAAUGAUCGCUUGUAUGCAAUUGGAGGAAAUCAUUUGAAAGGUUUCUCCCACCUCGAUGUAAUGCUCGUGGAAUGCUAUGACCCAAAAGGUGACCAGUGGAAUAUUCUCCAGACUCCCAUUUUGGAGGGUCGCAGUGGUCCUGGCUGUGCAGUGCUAGAUGACAGCAUUUACCUUGUGGGAGGAUACAGCUGGAGUAUGGGAGCCUACAAGUCAUCUACAAUAUGCUAUUGUCCAGAAAAAGGCAGCUGGACAGAACUUGAAGGAGACGUAGCAGAACCACUGGCAGGCCCAGCCUGUGCAACGGUUAUCCUGCCUGCCUGUGUACCUUACAACAAAUAACACCAGGAAACCCUGGAAUGAACAGUAUCGCAUUCUAGGAAGCAAUGACAGGUGACAUCCCUGUUAUAAUAGGAACAAUACAUCCUAAUGGUACAA